GGGAAAAGACGAGUCCAGCAGUUCUUCUGCACUGUAUACAAGGAAAUGUCUCGUUGCGUGUUCAAAUUUAAAUUAAAGUAGAGUCUCAGUUAAAUUUUCCCGCUGGAUCAGCCACAGAAGCACAGAUCGCAGUAGUUCGGUGGUCACUCACGGUCGCGGACGUCGCGGAAGCUCUUCGGAGUGCAGGUAGAACAUUAAUGUGAGGAAACUAAAGGAAACAUGGCAAAAGUCCAGAGUUCAAGGGCUAAGAUCUAUCAGAAGAAAUCCUCAUUAGCUGAUGAACCAACAGAACGUGUUGAAUCAGAAGGAGAACGACUCAUAAAGCACCUUGUGCGGAAGCAGAUAGAUACCCAUAUUAGUCUGUCAGAUCAACUGAAGCAGAAUAAGCAAUUUCACAAAUCAGCAGAAUAUGUUCCAUUGACCAAAUACACCUCAGGACAGAUUUCCCUACAAGAAUUCGAAAAUUGUACAAAACGAGCCAACCGUAUUGAAAAUCUUAAGUCAUUUGGUCUCACUGAAGAUGAAGUGGAAAUGAUACUUGAUUAUGGAAAGGGGAAAGAAUUUUUUUCUGAGAAAUACAAGAGGCUGGAGAGUUCUGUUUUGAAUUCUCGACUUGAACAGAUCUUCUCAAAAAUUAAGUCUGGUGAAGAAGAACAGAAGCAGGAUAAUUACAAACAAAGUGGCUCAAGCAUAAGCCGACAUGAGCAGGAACUUGGUCUGUCAGUAAAACCAAAUAGUGAACACACUAGACUCCUACAGUUUGCUUUAUCAUGUCAACCAUCUGGAAGCAACAAAGACAUAAGACCACUGGAUCACCCUAUCAACAACCUCAAAGAUAUUGAACAACAGCUGUUUGGUCACCUUGCCAAGAAGAAUCGACAAAAACGAAAGUCAAAGGAACAUCAAAGUGCUUCAGCCUCAAAAUGUACAUCUAAGCAAUCCACAUCCACAAAGCUGUUAUCAUAUGGUGAAAGACGUUUGUGGGAUUUAAAGGACAUGCCUAGUACAAAACGACCUUCCAAAGCAACAACCAAACCAUCUCAAGUAUACUCUUGUAAACCUGAAACUUUGUACACCAUCAAAGAGAAAAAAAUUGUGCCAGUUAGUCAUGUUUCUCCACUUCCAGUCUCUAUCAGAAGUGCCUCCCAUAGUAGCAGUGGCUGUAAUGGACAGCCAUUUGUUGUCUCAGACAUGGAAGAUUCUGAAAUUGAGACGCUUUGUAGAGAAGAUAUUCAGAGGAACAAAUUGAGUAUUGAAGAUAUUAAAUUGCUUCCCAAAUUUCAGAAUUAUGAUAAAGGAUCUGCAUCUGAGGUUCUGUUUGUGAAGAAUCUGUCCAAUAGGGUCAAGGAGGCCGACUUGGUGUCUGUAUUCGGACAUAUGGAUGAUCGAGGUCAACGGAGAAUAAUUUACAGACUUAUGACCGGUCGAAUGAAGGGGCAAGCUUUCAUUACUUUUCCAAGUGUUGAGAAAGCUACAGAAGCAUUAGAAUUGAUCAAUGGAUACAUCUUGAGGAAGAAGCCUAUGAUAAUACAGUAUGGUCAUUCUUUGUCUACAAAGAGCAAAAUAAAGGCUGAUUUGCAGAGUUAAACAGUGUUGUUAAUGCUGUGUUAAAGGACUGGAUAUCACACUUGCAGAUUAAAUCAUUUAAUUCUGAAAUUGAAUAUGUAUGCAUUAAAAUAGAACACCUAACUGUCUGGUAGAAGUUCUCUGACAUUUCAGAGGAAUGUACCACCCCCAGUCUUAAGGGUCAAAAUGUAAGCCAAACAAGCAGGAUGGUAUUCUUGCCGAUUGAUUUCUUAUCUUACUCUUUGAGCAAGAAGAUAGAUAUAAUACAUUCCUCCAAAACAUUAGCAAACUUGUACCAGACAACAUGGUGACACAUCCCAGGAGACAGCACUCACUAUAUGAUUUAUAUUGGUAAAUUUUCUUUUCAGAAAUUAACUUUCUGGGGAAUAUUGCCAGUAACACAACUUAACUCUUAAUUUUCUGAUUCCCAGAUAUAUUCUUGUACCUUGCCAGAAUACUGUAACUGGAAUAAAAUUGCCUCCUGCACCAAAUAGAGUCAUACAGAUCCAUGCUGAAGACUUAACUCUUCAUAUUGUGACAUAAGGCCUGAUAGCGGCAAUCUACCCGUCUGUUGAAUGGGGCUUCACUGAGCACCUUCCCAUGGCAACGUGGAAGGCACUGCUGCUGGAUGGCAAAUUGUUGUAACACGUUUCCACAGCAACGAAUACGACUGAAUAAGGAAUGCAUUCACAUCGAUCCCUAGGCAACAAACCGUCCAAAGCACAGUAACGGGAGAACAAAAUAAAUGUACUGUUAAAGGAGGUGGCUUUGACAUGGUUUGCGAAAGUUUGUAACAGGAGAGUUUGCGAGACAAAUUCAUUCAUUAUAGGAGUCAUUCAUUACUGGAUUCAUUAGUUACGAAAUUACUUAAUUAUGGAGGACAAGAGAGCACUAGAGGCUGGACACCCAUGAUCCAGUCAACAGUGAGAGAUUUGUUAUCCAGAAGGAGUUAAAUGUGUGAACUGUUGUAAUCAAAUGUAAUUGUAAUAAUGUCAUCCAGUAAAUCCAAUCAGUUGAUUCUAGAACUCACAAUAUUAGUCACACAUACCCCCUACACGGGGCAGUAAUUAAACUGUAUUACUUUUCCUCAUGUUUAAAGUUUGGUGUUUGGUGAUGAUUGUAACUGUGUGUUUUUCAGAAUGAAAGGAUUCUAUGUCAUGUUCAUUCUUCAUCUGCCUAAUUUGAAAUUGUUGUGACUGUGCAAAUUAAGUUCUGUUCCAUUCAAACUACAUAUGGAGUAUGAUAUAAAGAAGGACAAAAUGUUUGUAUGACAAGUAGAAAACCUGCUUUGUAAUGAGCCAAAGAUUGUAAGAAAGGACAACUCACUCUCCUAAUAACACUAAACCACCUAAACUGUAUCAGUUCAUUUGUAUGCUGACACAGUGCGGUUAUGGACUGCAGAGUAAAAAUCAAUGUUGCCAACUAAAUAGCGUAGUAAUUAAAUUCGCUUAAUGGGGGGUGGAGUCCAAGUGGAUCCACUCGGCAUAGUGGCCACUGAUUGGACUAUUGU
This is a messenger RNA of Cryptotermes secundus, 3076 nucleotides long. Its product is annotated as WD repeat-containing protein 18. Gene Ontology annotation, biological process: rRNA processing; DNA-templated DNA replication; mRNA splicing, via spliceosome. The record is from RefSeq and is a predicted model, not a curated record. Gene Ontology annotation, cellular component: nuclear pre-replicative complex; U12-type spliceosomal complex. Bases 220 to 1587 code for a protein of 455 amino acids. The transcript is spliced from 6 exons. NCBI's taxonomy places the organism in Eukaryota, Metazoa, Arthropoda, Insecta, Blattodea, Kalotermitidae. Gene Ontology annotation, molecular function: protein binding; U12 snRNA binding; pre-mRNA intronic binding.